Messenger RNA from Suillus subaureus, 447 nucleotides. RefSeq lists its product as uncharacterized. The record is from RefSeq and is a predicted model, not a curated record. Lineage: Eukaryota; Fungi; Basidiomycota; Agaricomycetes; Boletales; Suillaceae. The transcript has 2 exons. The annotation marks the transcript as partial.
GCUACCCGGCGGCUAUCAGAGUGGCACAACAGUGUUGGCACUACUGCCAUCACAGUACUUAUGCACUUCAUGUCAUCACAGGACGAUGUGGAGACUGACGAGGAUCGCAAAAAUUUUGCAAAAAACUUACGUCUCAAGUUAGCUUUCUUGUAUGGGACCAUCACUGAGGACGGCAAAUUCAAGCAGCCUUUUCAAUCUGAACUCCUCAUUCAAGUUCUCAUACAGCAUAGGUGCACUACUUGGGGCGCUAUGGAAUGUGCCCUCGAUAUUUUCAGCAGGGACACACGCAUCAGUGAACUGAAAGUCAACAGCAAAGGAAAGGCCAUCAAGGUCCCACACACCAUGAACAAAGCCUCAGGCAAGCCCAGUAGCGCUCUCAAGGCAUUUUCAGACACAAACUAUGGUGAGGUGACCAGGGGAUACAUGAAGUCUAUCAACCACCUCUGA